Messenger RNA from Cyprinodon variegatus (sheepshead minnow), 5008 nucleotides. RefSeq names its product neuroligin 2 (gene nlgn2a). Gene Ontology annotation, cellular component: synapse; cell surface; postsynaptic specialization membrane. Bases 222 to 2801 code for a protein of 859 amino acids. Gene Ontology annotation, biological process: postsynaptic membrane assembly; modulation of chemical synaptic transmission; chemical synaptic transmission. The transcript has 8 exons. Lineage: Eukaryota; Metazoa; Chordata; Actinopteri; Cyprinodontiformes; Cyprinodontidae. The record is from RefSeq and is a predicted model, not a curated record. Gene Ontology annotation, molecular function: signaling receptor activity; neurexin family protein binding.
UCAUCAAUCCAAUUAUUCAGGCAACGUGAGACGGACAGGCAUGGAACGGAACAGAACCAUGCCUGAAGAAGUAUUUUGGAUUGCCUCUAAUCAGAAUUACCACUAACCUGGAUCUCAUACCAAGGAUCAGCCCUCUCCCCCCAUCACCCCUUUUUUUCCCUUCGUACCUUCUACCAGGUGUCUAUUGAAGACUUCACCUGAUUUUGGUGUUAUAUCUUGUGAUGGUUUACCCUCCUCACUACUGGUCUGAACUGACAGAACAGACUAGAAGCAAGUGGCUGAGCACUUUGACUCCAGCCAUGUAUAACCUUCCACUAUCUCUAGAUAGAAAGAGUCGACAGGCUUUGUUAUGCAGUACAAGGCCCUUUAGAUUCAUGACGGACUGCUGCCUGAUGUCUGUGCUGGGCCUGAUCUUUUUCUUCAGUCUGGCCUCAUGCCAGAGAAUGGAUCCCUCUAAGCACCCCAUAGUCAGCACCAACUAUGGCAAACUCAGAGGUGUCAAGAAGGACUUGAACAAUGAGAUUUUAGGCCCUGUGGAGCAGUACCUUGGAGUGCCCUACGCCACGGCGCCCAUUGGAGACAGGAGGUUUCAGCCUCCAGAAGCCCCAGGAUCCUGGCAGGAGAUCCGCAACGCCACCCAAUUUGCUCCAGUUUGUCCUCAGAAUGUCCACGGGGUGCUACCAGAGAUAAUGCUUCCAGUUUGGUUCACGGAUAACCUGGACGUGGCAGCGGGAUACAUACAGAACCAGAGUGAGGACUGCCUCUACCUCAACAUCUAUGUGCCGACAGAGGAUGGUCCGCUCACAAAAAAAACUGAUGAAUCUUCAAUGAACAAGCCUCGAGAUGAAGAUAUUCGUGAUCGCAGAAAGAAGCCCGUCAUGCUGUUUAUUCACGGAGGCUCUUACAUGGAAGGCACUGGAAACAUGUUUGAUGCCAGCGUCCUCGCCGCCUACGGCAACGUGAUCGUAGUGACCAUGAACUACCGACUGGGCGUGCUCGGUUUCCUCAGCACGGGGGAUCAGUCAGCUAAAGGAAACUAUGGGCUGCUGGACCAGAUUCAGGCUCUGCGUUGGCUCAACGAGAACAUCGGCCACUUUGGCGGAGACCCUGAGAGGAUCACAAUCUUUGGAUCUGGAGCAGGGGCGUCCUGUGUUAAUCUCCUAAUCCUGUCGCACCACUCUGAGGGGCUGUUCCACCGGGCCAUUGCUCAGAGUGGCACAGCAAUUGCCAGUUGGUCCGUCAACUACGAGCCCCUGAAAUACACCACGAUCCUGGCCCGGAAGGUGGGCUGCAGCUACUCAGAGUCCGCCGACCUCGUAGACUGUUUAAGGCGAAAGACCUUCAGGGAGCUAGUGGACCAGGACAUUCAGCCAUCCCGCUACCACAUUGCUUUUGGCCCUGUGGUGGAUGGAGAUGUGGUACCAGACGAUCCAGAGAUCCUCAUGCAGCAGGGGGAGUUCCUUAACUAUGACAUCCUCAUGGGAGUGAACCAGGGAGAGGGACUGAAAUUUGUGGAUGACAGUGAGGAUAAUGACGGAAUUUCUGCUGCAGCCUUUGACUACACAAUCUCUAACUUUGUGGAUAACCUUUAUUUAUAUCCUGAAGGAAAAAACAUCCUGAGGGAAACCAUUAAAUUCAUGUACACAGACUGGGCAGACAGGGACAAUGGGGACAUGAGAAGAAAGACUCUGUUAGCUUUGUUCACAGACCACCAGUGGGUGGCGCCUGCUGUGGCCACUGCCAAACUUCAUGCUGAGUUCCAGUCCCCGGUUUACUUCUACACAUUUUACCAUCACUGCCAGACCGAGGCGAGGCCUGAAUGGGCUGAUGCUGCCCAUGGGGAUGAGAUACCAUAUGUGUUUGGCGUGCCAAUGAUCGGUGCUACUGACCUGUUCCCAUGCAACUUUUCGAAGAAUGAUGUGAUGUUGAGUGCUGUGGUCAUGACUUAUUGGACUAACUUUGCUAAAACGGGUGACCCCAACCUUCCAGUCCCUCAAGACACUAAGUUCAUUCACACCAAACCCAACCGCUUUGAAGAAGUCAUCUGGACAAAGUUUAACCCAAAGGACAAGCAGUAUCUUCACAUCGGCUUGAAACCUCGAGUAAGGGACAACUACAGAGCGAACAAGGUAGCAUUCUGGCUAGAACUUGUCCCCCAUUUAGGUCCACCUGAUGUCUUCCCAACUACAACCCGAUCUCCACCAGGUCCAGGCCCUGGCUCCAUGCGACCCAAGUUAAGAACUCCAGGUCCUCGAACCACUCUCUAUCCCUACCCGACCUUCCCCUCCGACCCUGAGCCUGACGGCUCGGAGCGUCCAGUCCAGAGCCUUUUUCCUGGAGACACCCGUGACUACUCCACUGAGCUGAGUGUCACAGUUGCUGUGGGAGCCUCCCUCCUCUUCCUCAACAUCCUGGCGUUCGCCGCCCUAUACUACAAACGUGACAAGCGGCACGAGAUGCGACGGCACAGAUUGUCUCCUCAGCGUGGUGUCCCCGCCAAUGACCUGGCUCACAGCCAGGAGGAGGAGAUAAUGUCUCUGCAAAUGAAGCACUCAGAGCAUGAUCCCCACCAUGACCUGGAGCCCCUUCGGCCACAUGACAUCCUGCGACCUGCCUGCCCUCCUGACUACACGUUGGCACUGCGUCGGGCUCCGGAUGAUGUGCCAUUGAUGACGCCCAACACCAUUACCAUGAUCCCAAGCACCAUCACCAGCAUGCAGCCUCUCCAUGCCUUCAACACCUUCCCCUCCACAGGCCACAACAACACCCUGCCCCAUCCCCACUCCACCACCAGGGUAUAGUAGGACUGGCCCACGCCGAGCCAAACGAAGAAGUCGCAGUACUGCAUCUUCUUGAAGGGAGGCCAUGGGAUGCCGUCCUCCAUUCCGUUGUUACAUUCUCUUGUUUCUCUACAGAGGAACUCCACCUCAACCAUCAUGUGCUGUACAGCUUAGCAGGAGACAUAAUAAACUAAAAUGAACUGCACUAGAGCAGAUAAUCAGCCUGGAGGUGGCGUCGAUCUUUCAGACAUACCUUUUUCCAGGAAGGUGCACAGUUUCCAGUCUAAAGAAAUUUUCAAAGGGACAAAGACUUUUGGACCUUGGAUGUGUUCUCUUUUUUACUUUGGUGUCAGCUUUUACUGUCUUCUAGAGUGUUAUGCGAGUUUUCUUAUUUGUUUCUUUUCUACAUCUGUGUCUUAUUUACAGCUCAUUGGCUUGUGAUUCCUCUCGUUAGGGUACUCUUUUACUUUAAAGAGCGACAAUGUACUGAGAUGUCAAAAGGAACGUCAAUUCACUCGAUCAAUACAAUUCGUGCCAAGUGUGUUUUUGCUUUCUGAUCAAAGUUGAAUUGAAAUGAAUCCAUGUCAGCUAAAGCAGGUUGUAUGUUCUCAUGACCAAGUGCCAAACUGGCUUUUGAUUGUGGAUUUAUUUCAUUCAUCUUGUUUCUUUUUGCUGUUGUUUCAGUGUUUUAUUGUGGCAAGAGUUUUUGCUGACAAUAUAGAUAUAGAGAAAUGAUAUAUAUAGUUCUAUAUAAAAGUGUACAAAGGAGAAAGAAUAUAGAGGGGUUUUCUCGAUGGGGAUCUAUGCAUGAAUUAUUUUUCAAGAAUGGUAAUGUGAAAAAAGGCUUAAGAAUCUGUCAAUGCACAUUUUCCCAAUUCUAUAUUGAUCCAUAGGAAGUUUUUCUUAAUUCAUAAAAUGUUCCUAAUUUUUACUAAAACUCAUUAGUCAUCUUUCUUGUAAACAAGAAAAGAAUUAGACAUGGCCACAACUCAGAUUAGUACAUUACUAAAUUGUGGUGCCGUGUCAACCUGAGAAGCAUUAGCUGCUAUUCUCACUUUUUGGCUAUCCAAAUAUGUUGUAGCUACACAAUCAAGGUUAAGAAAAAUCUAUUUUUUCUCUCUUUGAUCAUACAUUUUGUGGAAUGUAUGCUAUAACACGGAUGUUUUUAAUUACAUAAAUGAUAUCAGAGCCACCUUAAAUUGCAUGUCAGGCCCUCAUUAGUUAGCAUAACAGCAAGCAAACUCACCUCGCCUUAUUAUCUUCUAUGUUCCGAUACUUUUCCUUAUGAUUGACACCCAUAUAUAGCAGCGCUUACCCAUAUUUUCUUGUCAUAAAUUGUAAUUACUUUCAUCUCGCAUCUCCAUAUGUAUGAAUUAAACCUUGUAGCUGUAAGCACACUGAGGGUACCAGGCAGGCUUUAACAGCUGUAGAGGAGAAGGGUUUUUUUGAACAGGGUAAAGGCAACUCAGUACAUGUCUGUUGUUUCUAAUUGUUCUCCUUCUGUUAGUUUAGGAAGCAGUUAUUUUAAAGCUUUGCUUUUCAAGAUGAAGAUGUCAGCAUAUGUAGUAUGGGUCAUUUCACAAAGCAGGAACAUAUGGUAGCUUAUGCGCAGUAUGGGGGGCAUAGGUCACUAUUGCUGUUUUUGAACAUGCUCCGGCUUUAGGCUCUUUCUUUUUGUCAUUUUAUUGCUGCCUGUGCGGUAGAGCAGGGCUGGAAAUGGGAUAAUACAACAAGCUCCCCUGGCAGAGAUUUUUAUAAACCCGAUAAGUGGGAAAUAUGCACAAUGCAAAUCAAGAGUGGAUUAGAUCUAUAGAUCAGGAGCCAACUAAAAUACAAGUGGGUAUGCUGUGGGGAAAACAAGGAUGAAAAGAAAGUGUCACAGCCUUAAAUGUUGAAAUUUAAAUCAGAGGACAGAACAAACUGAUUGAAAGACAGCAAAAUAUUCAAAGACAUGGCCGUCUUUCUGUCUGCAUUGUUAGCCAGAGGGAUCACUUGCAAAUCUGUCAACAUAUGAACUCUUUUGUAAUCUCUCCUGUGGACAAAUGAAGUAACAGGUUGUGAAGUCAAUCCUAACACCGCAGCGGGGAAAGGAGAAAGACAUUUAGUUUGGAUGUGGUGGUCUGUUUCAUAUGUUAACAAUAGAGGGAGCCAUUGUUGCAGAUUUCAGUGCAGCUGGAUGAAGAUGAAUACAGUACCUCUGAAGAGAUACACAACAUCUGGAUCAGGAU